CAUGCAGUAUGGAUCCAUCAAUGAUACAUACCAUUAGUUAACCAUUAACAUUAAAUAUUUGAAGAUUCCUCUCUCCUAAUCAACCGACGGCAAACUCUUAGGCUACCUAGGUAGGGUGAGAGCGCAAAUAGUACAUACCAACUUGUUCCUCCACCUCAUCUAUUGUACAAUGCAUCUGAAUCGGUGACCCUUUUCACCAAUGGAUCUAAUGCGCAACGACGUGAUCGAGCAGCAGCACCACCAUCAUACACCAUGUUCUCCACCAUUACAACCGCCCCGGCCAAGCAGUCCGUCAGCGAGACAAUAACCAUUCUCAGUGGUCGUCUUAGCUCGGCUACCCUCCUCGAAGACCGGCGCGCCGCCAUUCUGGGUCUGAGAAGCUUUGCUAAGGAAUAUCCUGCUUCGGUUGCUUCAGGUGCCUUGAGAAGCCUUAUAGGUAGUCUGUCCAAAGAUGGUGAGGAUGUUGACACUGUAAAGGUCGUUCUCGAGACCUUGCUCAUGCUCUUCAACCCCAACCAGGAUAGUCCUGAGGCUUCCGAGGAGAUUGCUCUUUGGUUGGCUGACGAGUUUACUCAGCGACAAGAGAAUAUAACUUUACUCCUAGACUUUCUCGAAACCAAUGACUUCUAUUCCCGACUAUAUUCCUUGCAACUUCUCCUCGCCAUUCUUUCUGCACGCACCGAACGAACCGAGAUAUGUGUUUUCACUGCGCCGCUAGGUAUUUCUAGGCUGGUUGCUGCACUUGACGAUCGAAGAGACGCAGUUCGUAACGAGGCACUAACUCUUCUCACUUACCUCACUCCCUCGUCCCCCGAUAUCCAAAAACUUGUCGCAUUCUCAAACGUAUUUGGACGGGUCUUUACUAUAAUAGAAGCGGAAGGGUCGCUAUCCGAGGGUGACAGAAUCGUUGAGGACAGCCUAAUACUUCUUGCAAACCUCUUGCGCUUGAACCCUUCCAAUCAGUCUCUGUUCCGUGAAGAGGGCUAUAUUCCGCAGUUGGCCAAGCUUCUGGAGACUACAUAUCAAACUGGAAAAGAUGGAGAGGAGGUUGCCCAAUGGGCGCAGGAGCAGCGUAAUAGGAAUAUCUAUGCUUUACUCGCCGUGAUCCGAUUGUUUCUGGUCUCUGGUGCUGUCGGUACUGCGCAGAAUCAAGCCGCUUUUUGGCAGCAUGGUGUCCUUUACCACGCUCUACAGCUGGCUUUCAGUCACCAUGCGGAGAUGUCCCUCCGAGCAGAGGCUCUGACGACUUGCGCCGAUAUCAUCAGAGGGAAUUCGAAGCUGCAAGAGACAUUUGCACAGCUGCAAGUCCCUUCGGUACUGGAAACAGCUCCGCCUUCAACUAAUGGACAGGCGGGAAAAUCUAACGGCGUUCCAGCCGUCUUCGUAAUCGAUGGCUUAUUAGACCUGGCCCUGAGCGUGUCAUCGGGUCAAGCCUUUGACCUACGACUAGCUGCAUGCCAGUGCAUCAAGGCAUAUUUCUUCAAUCAUCCAGAGGUCCGCCUCCAUUUCUUAAGGCGAGCAAUUGACGGGCACGCAUCCGGUGUAGACGAAACUGCCAAUGUGUUGACCACUUUGCUCCGACCAUCCAACGACUCGUCCUCAAUAGACCCCUACCGACAUUGGUUUGCCGCUGUUAUUACUUUCCACCUCGUUUUCGAGAAUGCCGAAGCGAAGGCCCUCGCCAUGUCCGUCACGGAAGGCGAUGCGGACAGCGGGGAAGAAGUUGUGACAAGCAUUCAGACGAUCUCCGCCCAUCUUGUUAGUGGGUUAGCUAGAGGGGAUGGCGAUCGGAUCGCGGUGGGCUACCUGAUGUUGUUAAUAGGGUGGCUUUUUGAGGAUCUUGAUGGAGCCAACGAUUUCCUAGGCGAGGGCAGUAAUAUCCAGGCCCUCGCGCAAGAAGUGAUACGGCCCAACCCAAGUAGCAGCAUUGCCCAGGGGUUAUGCGCAAUGUUAUUAGGGGUUGUCUACGAGUUCUCAACUAAGGAUUCUCCAAUUCCUCGCUCGACCUUGCAUUCCGUUCUCAUGUCUCGAAUGGGCCGAGAAAAGUAUAUUGACACUUUAAAUAAGCUACGAAGUCAUCCUUUCUUGAGGGACUUUGAGGUUAUCCCGCAAAAGUCUGACAACUCGGGCAAUAUGCCAGAGGUUUAUUUUGAUGCGACUUUUGUGGAUUUCUUUAAAGAUAACUAUAGCCGCAUGAUAAGAGCCAUCGACCGUGAUCCUGGCAUGGAGAUAUCGGUCGUGACUAAUGGCAUCCAAAAGGGCAUAUCCCGUGAAAUGGUAGACUCUUUACGUGGCCAAGUCGAUGAAAAGGAGCGAGCAUUACAAGCAGCACUCGUAAACAUGGCCUCUCUCGAUGGGAAGCUUGGCCAAGAACAAGCAGAUCAUCGUCGGACCAAGGAAGCUUCCGCUGCCGAAUUAGCACGAAUAAAGAGUGUUAAUGAGGCCAUCCAGCUGCACCAUAACGAGGAUAUCCAGAAAAUUAAGGCAGGGCAUCGGCUUAUGGAGGAAGCCCAUAAAAAGCAACUAGAUACUAUUCGAAGAGAGGCAGCAAGUACGGCAGAAGCUAUCAACGCCGAUUACAUUAAAAAGGAAGCUGAACUGCAAAGACAACUCGAGUAUGUUCGCAAAACGGCCGAGGCCGAGACAGCACGUAUUCAACGACGGUCGGAAGCGGAAAUGGCAGACCUUCGUGCCACAAUCAGCCGACUGGAAGUUGACAUCAUGAAAGCGAACAAAGCUAAGGGCGAAGAACUCCAUGCUGCCCAAGAAGAUUUUGCUACUAGGCUUUCGGCCGAGCAGUCAAAGGCACAGAUGGCUGCAGAGCGGUAUGGGAAACUUGAGAAGCAACUGUCACAAAAAGACGAAGAGUUGAAAAAGUCUCGCGCACAGUUGGAAGAAAGGGAAGAGCAAAGAGUUGCCACCCAAGCCGAACUUGAUGACCUUUUAAUGGUCUUUGGCGACCUAGAAGAGAAGGUGGAGAAAUAUAAGAAACGACUUGUCGAAUUGGGCGAGACCGUGUCUGAUGGCGAAGACAACGAAGAUGAGGAUGACGAGGAAGAAGGUGAAGACGAAGAAGAUGACGUGGACUAAAUGAAUAACUCCAAGUUCACGUCAUUAUUUAUUGUACAGAAGUUGGAAUAGAGCCUACCUAGUACCAAGGUAUUUAAGACAAUUCCAAGGUUACAUGUAGUUCCUGUUGAUUGCUAGAGCUGCCGGCGAUACCCCUGAUUUAUGGAUAUGGUAACAUUGAAGACGUGUACGCACAUAAGCCUUCAAGGUUAAGGGGGUGUAUACCUACAUAGCGCGUAAAAUCUUAUAACUACGUAGCACGUACUAAGAUAUGUACUUAUCCGAGCCGCUAUAGUUGCGUUUUUUUGAUACUUUAAUAUUUUGAAUUUUGAAUAUUUUGAUAUUUGCUAC
Hypoxylon fragiforme is the source of this 3420-nucleotide messenger RNA. Its product is annotated as p115 like vesicle tethering protein. Lineage: Eukaryota; Fungi; Ascomycota; Sordariomycetes; Xylariales; Hypoxylaceae. The coding region runs from base 253 to 3090 and encodes 945 amino acids. Gene Ontology annotation, biological process: intracellular protein transport; vesicle fusion with Golgi apparatus; endoplasmic reticulum to Golgi vesicle-mediated transport. Gene Ontology annotation, cellular component: Golgi stack; endoplasmic reticulum; Golgi membrane. The transcript is spliced from 6 exons. The record is from RefSeq and is a predicted model, not a curated record.